Messenger RNA from Quercus robur (English oak), 702 nucleotides. RefSeq names its product LOB domain-containing protein 20. The record is from RefSeq and is a predicted model, not a curated record. Gene Ontology annotation, cellular component: nucleus. The transcript is spliced from 2 exons. Gene Ontology annotation, biological process: positive regulation of DNA-templated transcription; hormone-mediated signaling pathway. NCBI's taxonomy places the organism in Eukaryota, Viridiplantae, Streptophyta, Magnoliopsida, Fagales, Fagaceae. Bases 1 to 702 code for a protein of 233 amino acids.
AUGGCCGAGACACGAGAUGGUGAUAGCACAUCUGGAAAUCGACGUAAGGGCAGGGGAAAGCGUAUAAUGGCAACCGUAGAGGCAGAGCCAGUGGUAGCAGCAAUGGCUCCAUGUGGGGCAUGCAAGUUUUUGAGGAGGAAGUGCAUUAAUGGGUGUAUCUUUGCUCCCCACUUUGGCUCGGACCAAGGAGCAGCUCGGUUUGCAGCUGUGCACAAGGUAUUUGGUGCAAGUAACGUAUCAAAGCUCUUGUUGCAUAUACCAGUGCACCAAAGACACGAUGCUGUGGUUACAAUAUCAUAUGAAGCUCAGGCCAGGUUGUCCGACCCAGUUUAUGGUUGUGUGUCCACAGUACUUGCUUUACAACAGCAGGUGGCAUCUCUGCAAGCCGAGCUGGCUAUGGUGCAAACACAACUUAUAAACAGUAGGUUUGCAUUCGCAAAUUCCCUUCAGAACUCGCAACAACAACAGCGGCAAAACAUUGCAGUGCUGCAACCAGCGUAUUCCAACAACUCUUCUGCUUCCAAUAACCUCAUCAGCAUGAGUGCCUUCACCUCAAAUUUCGACAUUGUAGCAGAGACUGCACCAUCCCCACACAGCUUAGAGCCUUUGCUGCUUUCAAGACCGUCCCAAGAUGAGGAAGAAGACGAGGAAGAGAGUCACAUUCCGCAUGUGUUUGGCAAUGAGAUACUACAUCGGAGUUGA